AGCCCGUCCAGCCCAGGCUCCCCCUCACAGCUCUUCCCGGCGGGGCUCCCUCAGAGCUCUGCUCUUGCCUCCCCCCGUCCCGGGCUCCCCUCCCCGCAUCCCCCCUUCCUGGCUGGCUCAGCCUCUCAUGGGCGCUGUCAGAUGUCCGCGGUCGCCUCACUGCGGAGGGGGCUGCUCCCGCAGACCCUCCGGCUCCGUCAGGAGCAGCCGGGUGUGCCGGGUACCCGCAGGUGCACCAGUAACACGGCCCUGGUCGGCCGGCCGGGGGCUGCUGUCCCCAGGGUUCGUGUCCCUGCUCCCGCCUAGUCCAAAGCCUCCCCCUCGCUUGUGCCUCCCCGCAGCCGUGUCCCGGGGGACGGCGGCCAAGUGCUUCUGGCAUCCAGUAAACCAUCUCUCUUAAACACCCUUUCAGCUCAGCCUGAGCCCUACCGUACCUUUCUUAUGCUUUCUUCCCUCUUAACAGUCUGCUACUUAAAAAAAAAAAAAAAAGAAAGAGGAAAUAUCCUUAAAGUCUUCUAUUUACGGCUAACAGAAACGAGUUUAAAAAUACUCAAGAGUAGCAGAGAGCGUCGAGGUCACUGCUGCUCUUUGAGUUAACCUUCUCCAAGUAAAAUACCCCCCGGAGAGGUUACCUCGGCAACACCGUGUAAACUCAAAAGCCUCGUGUCGCCUGCAGAAAGAAGAGCCUGUGAGCUCCGCAGUCAGGAAAGGACGCCGAAAGUCGAAUCCAAAAGUGUGUAAUCGCUGUUGAAUUCCUCGCUGGCCAGCAAAGGAAGGCGGCUGUGAGCUGAAAAUGCUUUAUAACUUCUCUUUAGGUUGCUGUGCCUCUUUCGCUUUUUGCUACUGAAGCACCAGGUUUCUGGACCUUAAUACAUUUAAGGAGAGUAUGUCUGACAACCAACAAAAUAAGAGGAGAAGCAAAAAAGGUUGUGGAAGUGUUGCUGCUCUUCUGGAUGCAGAUAAGACAAUGGAAGAAAUGCAUCAGUCAUACAAAGCUCUAGGAAAAAACAGCCAAACAGCAUCAACAUCCAGACCAUGGCCAGAGCAACAAGUGGCACGUUUUCCAAGUAAAAAUCUGUUUGCAUUACAGAGGAGACAUCCCACUUCUUUAUCUUUCUUCCCAAAGAAAGACAACAUGGGGUAUGCCUUUGACUUCAGCUUUCUGCUACGGACCUCGUGCCCAGAAUACAACAUUUUAAAGUCAUUCGUGGAUUUAGAUACUUUUCAGAUAAUAAAAGCACAAACACAACAAAGGUUAAAUAUAACAAUGCUAAAAACCAGGAACAAGAGAUCUAAGUUUCAUCUACCACCAGUGACAUGUGAGCCUGUAAGAACAAUUCAUCUUGCUCCUCUAGAGGAUGAUAUUGUCAAUGAAAGCAGCAACAUCAGAAAUAUUUUAAAUGUUAUGAACUCUAUUCCUCAGCCUAUAAAAUCAGUUACCGAAUUUUAUCAUAAUCAGUUAGACAAUCUAUUCAAAAGGCACAGUGAAAAGUCAUCAGACUUGAUUGUGGCUACAAUUUCUGAUAAGGUUACUCCAACAGAAGACCUGUACUGCUUCAGCAUGAGGAACUGUUCUAAGUACCCCAACAAGAAGAAAGAAGGAAUUCAAAGCCAUUUGGGAUGGAGGGAAGCUGAUGUAGGUGCCCACGCUGACAGGAAUGAGCAGGUGAAGUUCCAGUGCUCAGUGGUUUGUGAGAGCACCGAUCCUGUGAGCCAAGCCGGGCUCUGUGCUGACGGUCACCCCCACCUGAGCUCCAGUGAUGCUCUGGUCAGCUGUGGCAGAGCUCAGACAACAUUUACCAUGUUGAGCAGCAGCGAUGCCUCAAGAGCUGGCAACGAGCAAAGGGCAGCAGAGAAUUGCUGCAGCACUGAUCCAGAAGAAGGAAAUGCUGCAGAGCUGGCGCUGGAUUGUGCACCGUGUGAAGGUGCUGAAAGUGCAAACUCUGUGCUUGGCAAUCAUGAUGUAGAUCCUUCCUGUGAAAAUGAAGUGGCAGAGGCCUACCAUGCCUUAGAAGAUAAUUCUGUAGUUACAGUAAUUCCCACAGCAGAAGUUCAAGAUCCCUCUGGAAAACAAACAGAAAACCGUGUCUGUCUCUCUGAAUCUGAAAUGGAAAAAGAAGAAAUGUCAGAAGCUACUCCAGAAGACCAAAGUGAGCUUGUACCUGCUGUUCAUGUUACAUUCUCUGAGCAAGAGCCAGCCAGGGAACCACACACUGCUAAACAACCACCCCCAAAAGAGAGUGGUGUUCAUGGCCUGCCUCCUCAGGGUACUCAGAGCUUCAAUGUUCUCUCUCACAAAGAAAAUGACAAAAAUAAAAGAAAGAUUAAUAGAAAUAAAUAUUCAUCCAAAUCUAAAAUUAAUAACAAGCUAAAGAUGUCUAAAGACUUCAUUGUUUCUGAUGAGAUUACCACAAAACAUAGUGCCAAGAGUCAGAUUUUUCCUUCUUUAGAACUGCCACAGGUGAAAUCUGAGACUUCCCUGAAGUGUCAGAAAAAAAGCCCUCAAGGAGACAAAGGCCAUUUUUCUCAGAGUGCUCAGAAACUCAAAAAGCAAAGUUUCUCCUGCAGUUGCAAAAAUUCAGUUGAGUUAAAGAAAAGUGUUACUCCACUUUCUCUGCCACACACACCAUCUGCCUUAGAUUUUGGAGACCUGAAAUACAGUGACAUGUUCAAGCAAAUCAACUCAAAUGACCAAGGCCCUGGGAUUUAUGAAAUGUUUGGAACUCCUGUGUAUUCCCACGUGCGGGAGCCCGAGCGACACGAGAGCAGGUUUUAUAAAAGUGUUUGUUCUGCUCCCUCAGGGAGAGGCACUGUCAGCACCUGCAGAUGUACCUGCACCAAAGGAAGGGAGAGCAGCAGGGUAAGAAACACUCCAAAGAAAACACAUCCCAAGCCAAAGAAGACAAAACCUGGCACUAAACAAAAGCAGAAAGGUUCAAUCCCAAAGGAUGGAAGUACCAAGUUAAGUGACAGCAACACAGAGCAAGAUAAUGUGGUAACUUCUGAUGCAGAUUUUCAAACAAACACGUCAAGGAGCACGGCAUUGUCUCAUGGAGACACAGAUCACCAGCUUAUGUUGUUAGAAGAGCUUUCACAGUCAACUAAGCAAAAUGAAAUUUUUUCAAAUUCAAACUUAUCGACUAUCAAGGAAGUUACUUUGGAGCAGUCUUUAGACAGCCAGGAUGUAUCCAACCAUCAGAGAGCUGCUCCCUGUAGCCAGAAUCUUCUUCAGCUCAGUGAUGAAGACUGCAGAGACUGUGUUGCUCCAAGGAGCAGUCUGCUAACAGCAGACCAGAACAUCUGUGUAUCCCAGUGCAGAGGGAAUAUGGAUGGUGGUAAAGGCCUGGAAUCAGACCAGGCCUCCUUCAAGUCUGUCAAUAAGUGUGAAGCAUCACCCUCUUCAGAUAGACUGGAGUGUCAGUCCCCUACAGAAAAAUCAAAUCACAGUUGGGCAAACACAGUGCAAAAUAGUAUUUUGGCAAAUGAAUUGAGUCAGCCUUCAGUGACUAAAAGUCCCAGUUUCCAGACAAGUCAAAACAUUUUGUCCUGGACAGAUAAAGAUGUGACUGAUGAGUUGCUUUGUUGCCUGGCUGAAGAAUUGCUAAUGCUUGAAGAAAAGGACAUGAACUCUGCAAGAACAAAAAAUACAGGUUCUAAAAUGCAAAACACACAUACUGAAGAAGAAGAAGAAGAAAAUAUGAUUAGUGGAGAUGGAGCAAUAGUAAAUAAUGCACUAGAGAAGCUGCCCACUGAUUCUUCCAGUGCUCUGUUGAAGACACCCAUGUUAGAGGCUGCAUGUCAGGACACAAGCCAGAAGAGUUGCAGUAAAGCCUUUUUGGCACCAAGUGAAGAAAGUGGCCUUGUAAACUUAGAUGAAUCUACUAAAUUUCCAGGAAGCAGCUUAACCACCAAGGAUCCUAUCAUGUGGACAAGAGGGGAAGUCCUUGGAAAGGGAGCCUAUGGCACAGUGUACUGCGGUCUGACCAGCCAGGGACAGUUAAUAGCUGUAAAACAGGUUGUUUUGGACACAUCAGAUCAACUCACUACGGAAAAGGAGUACCAGAAGUUUCAUGAGGAAGUUGAUCUCUUGAAGACAUUGAAGCACGUCAACAUUGUAACUUACUUAGGGACUUGUCUGGAACACAACAUUUUAAGCAUUUUCAUGGAGUUUGUUCCUGGUGGCUCCAUUUCCAGUAUUAUCAAUCGCUUUGGCCCGUUGCCAGAAGUUGUCCUUUGCAGAUACACCAGGCAAAUUCUCCAGGGGGUCGCCUAUUUACACGCCAACUGUGUGGUGCACAGAGACAUCAAGGGCAACAACGUGAUGCUCAUGCCCAGCGGGACGGUGAAGCUCAUUGACUUUGGCUGUGCCAGGCGCUUGGCCUGGAUCGGCCCCGGCGGCACCCGGAGCGAGACGCUGCGGUCUGUGCACGGCACUCCCUACUGGAUGGCUCCAGAGGUGAUCAGUGAGUCUGGAUACGGGAGGAAAUCAGACAUCUGGAGCGUCGGCUGCACCGUGUUUGAGAUGGCAACAGGAAAGCCGCCCCUGGCUUCCAUGGGCAGGAUUGCAGCCAUGUUCUACAUCGGGGCCCACAGGGGGCUGAUGCCUUCCCUUCCCGAGGGAUUCUCCAGCGCUGCCGUGGAUUUUGUGCGUGCCUGCUUAACCAGGGAUCAACAUGAACGUCCUUCUGCUCUGCAGUUGCUGGACCAUCCCUUUGUGAAAGGAAGACAGUGAAUUUUUCAAAACUCUUGCCAAGUGAGUAUCCAUUUUCCAUAUAAAAGAUUUUCACUUGUGAAAAGAGACCAGAAGGAACAGGACUUUUAAGGGACAGCUGAAAUACUGGAGAGCAGUUGUGUACAAGGAGUCUUAGGCCUUUGAUUAAACAGGCACCAGGCUUCAACCACCCUCAAGGUAAAAAGGAUUUUAUGUGUUUGAACAGACUGUCUUGUAGGUCAAGUUGUGCCUCUUGUCUCUUGUCCUGUCACUGGUAACACUGAAGGGUCUGGCUUUGUGUUCCUUCCUGUCCUCAUGGGGUAUUGAUACACAUUGGAAACUUGAACUGUUUCUCAAAACACUUGAAGUGACCUCUUUAUAAUUAGAUGACAUGUAACAGUCUCCAUCUGCACUGCAAAAGUAGUUGUAACAAUUAGUAGAAGUAGCUACUACUAACUGCACAGAAUUAAAUGAAAUUAAAAAGUAUAGUUAUACAGUAAUAAACCAAAGUAAAAAAAGCAGGUAUUAGUAUUUAAAAUGUCUUGUUUCUGGUAAGAUUUCUUCCAAUCAAAAUGGGGUAAACUUUAAGCCUUUGUGAGCACCCAGGCUCCAGGAAGAGAUGCAGUAAAACUCAGCCCUACAAGUGUUCAGAGCUGAGCUCUCAAGGAUUCAAGGCACUGACUUCAGUGCCAGCAGUAACGUGAAAAUUAGUGUUUUACAAAAGGGAAAGAAGGAAGUUCUAACUUCCUCAGAGUGCUAAAACACUUUAGUUUCAUAAAUAGCUCUCAAGCUUUGCUUAAUGCCAGUCGCCUGAUUUCAGAGAGUUGGUCUAAACUUUCUAAAAGCAAAGAGAAACCAGUACUUCUAGCAAAAUCCUUUAUUGGUAGUUUCUGUAGGUAUAAUGUCACAUAACAAUGACAGAACAUAAUGCCAGUAUAAGAGAAUCCCAACAUCACAGUAAUCUUCCAAGUUCAAGCAGUUAACAGUCCUAUUUUGAGGAAUACAGGUUGGUGCUCAUGCCAGGAAUCCAUGGCAACGUCACGUUAAAGGAUCUUCACAUUUAAGUACUUUGCAGAGUUAAGGUGGGAGCCCUGGCAUAGGAACUCAGGUGGGAUGUACAUAAUUCCAGGAUGUGCAUUAAUUCUUCUCAGAUUAAUGUAGCGUCUCCAGCAAAGCUGCAAAGUAAAUGUGAGGUUUUAUUUAGCAUGAAAUGAAGCUGAGAUGACAGAUAUAAGUGGGGAAGAAUGGGAAUGCUCUAGAAUAUAUAGUUAAUUAAUAAAAUGUCAGCAUUAUAAAUCCCCUUCCUUAUGCACAUGACUUACAAGCAAAACUAACGUCUCUUGUUAGCACUCUCCAAUAUUAAGGUUAUUAGUUAUUUGUAAUUUAACUGUCAUGUUUAAUCCAGCUAAUUACACUAAAAUUAGUUUGGAACUUAGAAGUAUGUAAAACUUGAACCCGAGCCUUUAAUCAAAAUGUGAAAGCACAUUUUUGCUUUUGAUUAACCAGAUGUUGAGAAGGAGGUGGCAGUUUAAGGCCAGCACUUGCAACAAAGUAUUUCAGCCUAAUCUGCUGGAGAUGGUGGGGAUGUGCCUGCAGCCCAGCCCAGGGCACAGCACAGCUAAACCAAGCAGGACAUUGGGCUGGGGAGUCUUGGGUCACUCGGCUGAGCCAGUCUAGUGGGACAUUCUAGAAACAAGUCUAACUCUGCCAUUUCUUACUCGAGGAGAUCACAGAUUUUCACAUCCAAAUCCAGAUGCCUAAUUAAGGUGUCAAGAGAAAGGGUGCAAAACCUUGAAAACUGUAUAUUCCAUGAGAAGUGACUCAGGGAGGAGGGUGACGCUUAAUUAUAGUACUCAAGCAGGGUAAGUCUUACUGGUUUAAAUCUGAAACCAGUAAGAGCCCAUUACAACUCUUGCCAGGCUGCCAAGCACUAGGGGGGGUGCUUUGCUGUGACUCCAGGUUUCCUGUAGAUUCGGGGCUUAAAUCAGAGAGCCUGAAAACACACUGUUCUUGUAUCAUUGCAGGGUACUUGCUAGUCCUUUCACACAGCAAUGUUUGAAGCUCUGAGCCACUGCUCUCAUCUCAGGAGAAGGGAGGGUCCUUAGGAAUGCCAACCACCGAUUUUACACUGGUCUCAGAACUACCAACAGCAAUAGGAUGUAAAAAUUUGCAUCUAAAAAUACCUCUACCUCUCUUUCCAAGGAAGCAGACACCUAGCCUAGAAAACCCACAGUCUCUUGAGAUUAUUUGGGUUCAAAAUCAGUGCUUUUUACAGAGCUGAGCAGGAACUGAUGCCAUUUCUCCACCCCUCCUGUGAAAUCUCUGGUUCUUGCACAAAAGCAAAAGAGAACAAGAGUUCUCCUGAGGAAGGGCCUCCAGUACACACAGUCCAAUGCCUUUUCUCCCCUUCUUUUCCUUUCUCCCAGGGACCUGCACCAUGGGACAGCCUCAGAAAUUUUACAGGUGUUGUCAAAGAACACAAUCUCUCAACUAUGGCAAGGAAAAUGUUGCCAUUACAGGUGCAGGAACGCAGAGGAAUCAAACCCAGCCACUGAAAGAUCUAAGGUUAAAAAUUGGAUUUGGGUUUGCUAUAUCCAUGUCAGGAGGCAGAGAAAGUAAUUCCCAGCAGCAACUGGAGAGAACACUCCUGGCACUAGUGAUCUACUUUUUAAAAGGUGUAAGAAGUUAGGCAUUCCAGAGGAAGGAGGAAUUAAUUAGCUAGUUCAGUUUGGCAUAACUUCCAAGUCUUUGAAGACAUUUCUUUUUAGAACUGAUUAUGGGAAUGUGCAUUUACAUCCCAACUAAAGAAAGCAAAGUGUUUGUCCAAUUCCCUUCCCUGCAAAACAUUGAGAACUCUUCUCCCCCUUACAGUCAGAGAGAUGCUUGGUGUACAACUGUCACCCACCCCCUCACUGCUGAAAAGAAAAAUAAUAACCCUCCCCUGAAGCCUGGCCAGCCCCUACACAACUCCAGGGUACAAGCUCUGGCCCCCAGGGCACAGGGAGGAAGCAGCUGGAGAGGGCAUAACAGAUCUAGAACUUGCUUUUCAGGUACCAAAUACCUGAUCACCACACUGGAAUGGGAGCAAAGGAAACAAAUGAGACUUCAGACUUUCAAGCAGUCUGUUAUUUGACUGAUUUGAUGAAAACCAGCAAUGUUUAGCCAAUAACUGAAAGAGGACCUUUGUAUUUCCAACUUUGUAAAAAUUCAACAUAGGAAAAUGGGAUCAUUUUUGCACAAUAGAGGUGAGGUAGGGAAUUUUAUUGAAAAUACUUUUUUUUUUUUACAAGUUCUUAGAAAUAAAGUUUUUUCUAAUCUCACACAAAUGGCUGUACCUCAAAAAUGCAACUAAGCUAUUAUGAAACAUUUAUAUUUACAAUUAGCCAGAAGAAUGUACAGAACUGCCAUGUUAUGCAAAUAGCCAAGACCCAGCUCACAGUGAGAUACAUCAGCCCAGCACUCCCACCAUCAGGAACAGACCAAGAUUCAACAUAUGAAAGAAUUUCACUAUUCUACAAACCUCAGAUCUCACAAACAGGGAGGAUUUUUAAUAGUGUUGUACCAAGGUCUCCACUACAGUGUCAUUUUACAAAUUAUAUAAUUCUUGUACUCAAAUUUAUAACAAAAAAUCUGUAAUAAGUGAUGAACAAAGGAACAGUGUUGACUUUGAGCCUUUUAUUGCAUUUAUUCAGUCAUUCCCGUGUGAGGCCAAUGCCGAUCCCGUCAGUUUUCAUUCCUUCCCACCCCUCAGCCAGGCUGCCAUUCACACCAGUCACUAAUUUCAGUCAGGGCAAACUAGUGGCACCUGGCUGCAUCUCCUCUCCCUCCCUCUCAGCCCCAGGGAUCACCACUGAUUUCAGUGGUGGAAUUCAGUUCCAAACACAAUGACACGUACAGUUUCACCUAUUUACAAUGACAUUGAAAACCAAACUCCAUGAGUUUUAUGGACAUCCUUUACAGAGAAACCAAAACUCACUGUUUGGAUCUCAAUGUAGCAUAGCAACAUUUUGUCCACUAUUAUUUCACAACUUCCCAGAAUCAAAACAGGAAAUAAUUCUUUUGAAACAGCACCUUAGGAGGAAGGCCUAUGCUCAUUCCAAUGUAUAUUAGACAGGCACUAGUUACCAUCCAGACAUUUUAACUCCAGGUUGUGACAGAAAAUGCUAUAUAUACAGUACAAUAUAUUGCUUAUCCAGAGUGGCUGUAUAAGAUGCAUUUCUGGGCACAUCUAUUUAAACAGACUCAAAAAGAAAGUACUGUAGUGCUUCAAAGACAAAUUAAGACAGUUUCCUGCUAUGUCAUCUCUCUGCCCAGGCUCUGGUUUUGGACAGUAUAUAAUGCAGAUUACAUUGGUUACAAAUCAGACUCAAGAGCAGCACUGAGAUGGAAAGGAAAGGGACUAUAAAAGGAUAGAAAAUAUCCAACAAUGCAGAAGUUUGUACUAAGAAGUUACAUUCCCAAUGUAGAAAAAUAACCAAGUCAGUAGGGAUAAGACAGCUUUGGAUUUUGUACACGAGCCUUGACUUAAGAUAAGAUAUAGCAGAAAAUGCAAUCAGGUUUUCAUUUAAAUAUUCCUUAAAGUGUAAAAAAAGUAUCCAUAGUUCAAAUAAAACUUAUUCAAGUAAUUACAAGCGUUUGCAUUACUGGAAACAGAGUAUUACAUAGUAAUUGAUAUACCUGUAGUUACAUCAUAUAGCAACUACCAACCGGGCUGAGAUUGAACAGUUUUAUCAUGUAAAGCACAGGUGAGUAAAGAACUGGAAGGGCAAAGCUGCAGAUGUUCCUUGGGGACUUACAGAGUUAAAGGAGCUCUGAGGGAAUGAGGCGGCUUAGCAAAAGUUCACAUCAUGGUCACUUCCAAGUCAAAAGAAGUCAUGGAAAAACUGGCUGUUGCUACUAGAAAUCUACUGAGUUCGUGUUGAGGUACUUCAUAGCUUAUGAAAAGUUUGAGUAACAACCCAGAAAGUCAGUUCUCUGCUCUCCAGGCGGCUGAGCUGCAGUACUGGCUUGGAGAACACAAGGACAUUUCACACCCGUCAUUCCUCCUGCAGGCAAAGCCCCUGGGAAGAGCAGCCGAGCCCUGACACUUGCAGGCAGAUUAAAUGGAUGCCAGUGGUUUAACUGGGACACUGAGGGGUUUUAUAACCCCCCCCCCAGAGCUGAAAAAAACAGAACAAGCCUCUUCCAAUUUGGUAACUAAUGACAAGUACAAUGCACAGAAUCACUGGUAACUAUUUUAUUGUUGGAAUAUAAAGCUGGGAUAUCAAUAGUUUUAUUCUUAUUUACUGUGAAGACUGCAUUCACCUGUAAAAGAAAUAUGGCAUCACACACAAGUACACUUUUUGGAUUUCAGAACGUGGGUAUUAUUCUGAAAUGGUAAUGGGAACAGUGACUCCUGCUCACUAUUAGAAUAAAUUAUGAUUUAUUUUUUCUUUUAAAAAAAGAGAUGAUUUUCCCACAAUGACAGCUCUGAAUUGCAGUUAAGUCACGUUACUCUACAUAACCAUUAUUAACAGCUCUGUGUCUACUUUACUGCAUCAAGCCAAUAAACAUUUAAAUGCACUUCA
This is a messenger RNA of Chiroxiphia lanceolata (lance-tailed manakin), 10278 nucleotides long. It is a transcript of the gene MAP3K19, whose product is annotated as mitogen-activated protein kinase kinase kinase 19. The coding region runs from base 887 to 4732 and encodes 1281 amino acids. Gene Ontology annotation, biological process: protein phosphorylation. NCBI's taxonomy places the organism in Eukaryota, Metazoa, Chordata, Aves, Passeriformes, Pipridae. Gene Ontology annotation, molecular function: ATP binding; protein kinase activity. The transcript has 11 exons. The record is from RefSeq and is a predicted model, not a curated record.